UUGUCAACCCGGUUAGACCGUUCUCAGCCAAUGAAUGGAGACUGGGAGGAAACAUUGAUCGACACUUUUCUCGCUACAUUGUAUUUUACGCCUGUUGGCUUAUAAAACACCAUGAAGUCAGAGCUGCGAAUGUUCCCGUAGUUUCCCUGACCGCAGCUAUUAACAAAAUACACACCGACCACCAGCUACCACUCUUUGGAUCGCUUCGCGGUGACUUUCCGGUGUUUUGAGUCUCUGUGCGGUGGUCUGAACCGGGAGAGAGACUGCAGAGAUGUCCGACAGCGGUGGCUCGACUAUCGGCCUUCUGUCUUACGAGACGCUGGUUCAUGCUGUGGCAGGUGCACUGGGGAGUGUGACAGCGAUGACGGUCUUCUUUCCUCUGGACACAGCCAAAAGCAGACUGCAGGUGGACGAGAUGAGAAAGGCUAACUCCACCCCCGUCAUCCUGGCGGAGAUAGUAAAGGAAGAAGGCCUUCAGUCCCUCUACAGAGGCUGGUUACCAGUCAUCUCCAGCCUCUGCUGCUCCAACUUUGUCUACUUCUACACCUUCAACACACUGAAGAAGCUGGCGUCGGCUGGUCCAGGGAAGUCCAGACCCAGCCAAGACCUGCUGAUUGGGGUCGUAUCAGGGGUGGUGAAUGUGAUCCUGACCACUCCCAUGUGGGUGGUCAACACUCGACUGAAGCUGCAGGGAGCAAAGUUCAGGAACAAAGACAUCCAUCAGACCCAGUACAGGGGCAUCUUUGAUGCUUUCUCACAGAUCAUAGCCAAUGAGGGUGUGGCAACUCUGUGGAACGGCACUCUGCCCUCUCUUAUCCUCGUCAUCAACCCGGCGAUGCAGUUCAUGUUUUAUGAGGCCAUGAAGAGGAAGGCGGGCAGUGGAGGGAAGAAGAUCUCCUCAGCAGAGAUCUUUCUCAUUGGAGCCAUUGCCAAGGCCAUUGCUACCACUGCAUCAUAUCCUCUUCAGACAGUUCAGGCCAUCCUGAGGUUCGGCCAGUACAAAGGUGACGGUAAGGCCGGUGUGAUUGGAAGCCUCUCAAACGUUUUCUCCCUGCUGAUGGACAGAAUCAAGAGGUACGGUGUUCUUGGUUUGUACAAAGGCCUGGAGGCCAAGCUGCUACAGACGGUGCUCACGGCCGCCCUCAUGUUUGUAGUGUACGAGAAGAUCACUGCUGCCACCUUCAAAGUCAUGGACCUGAACAAGAAGCUGACGCAGUGAACAAACCCCUCCCUUGAAUACAGCGAUGCAUGAGCACACCCAUCGUCAGUAGGUUUUUAUCAAUGCCUACCGAUGAUAUGUUGAUGCCAGGAAUUGAUUCAGUCACAUUACCGUUGUCGUAAGAGACGGGAUUGCUGCCCAAAACAAACACCAUAACCAGAGCUGGGUGUGAUACUUCUAAUACCCUCUCUUUCUUAACCUCUAACUGGUUCCAUUUGUGCAAACUGGUGUUGAUUUGAUCUCUGUUGAGAUGGUUCUAAGUAACCUUACUAGCUGAGAUAGUCAUCACAACGACACGUAAAGGGAAAGCGGAUAUCAUUUAGGGAAGUAACGCUUUUUGCUUUCUUCCCUAGAGACGGAUGAGAAGAUCGAUACCACUCAUUAGAUAGGACUGAUCCUGGCCAAGUAAAUGUUCUUUUGCUUUUGGACCAUUCCUCACGCACUGUCUUGUGUUUUAACUGUGAAUUUAACUGAGUUUGAUAGAACCCUCAAGACAUUCUGGCCAGAUGAGUGUUUUAUUUAAUCUGCUGAUUUAUGAUGUCAUUAUUACACACACAGAUUAGCAGUAGUCACAAUAGUGUUGAAAGGGAGAGUAGCUCCCAUUCACAUGGACAGACGUAUGUGUCAAAUCUGCUCUGAAAGCUCUUGAUUUUAACAAUUAUAACAUUAAGUCAAAAUGAAUUUAACGUAAAUGGGAAUGAGUACUUAACAAUACACAGAGCAAAGCUUACAUGUGUACAAAUACUGCAGUAAGUGCCUCUAAAUAUGUCUGAAAAAACUGUAACAUGAACUGAUAUAAAUGCUGUGACGACUGUUGACGAUUUACUCCUCCGUCCACAGUCUGCAUGAUUGUAUUGAUCCGUAUGAACAUUUUGUUACACAGGUGUCUUCUAUUAGUUUUUCUGUUGGGCAUUCAAGUUUGCAGUAAUUUACACUAUUUGUGUAAAUUACGCAUUUUGUUGCUGUUUAACUGGUUGUUCAAUUUGUUAACUUGAGUUUUAAUCAUUACAAGAGUUGCUGCUGUCGGUAUUACUUUUUCAGUGCCAGUUGUGUAGUCUCGCUCUCUCGGAAGUAUAAUGGGUAAUUUGAAAAUAAAAAGCAGAAGGUGUUUAUGAAAAAAAGAGAGUGAGGCACUAAAUGUCCGGUAAGGCAGAACAUUUAAACUGCCAGGAAAGAUAGAAAGUGUGUGAAACAGCAGGAAAGCUCUAAACAAAGAAAGUGUCCCUCAGUCUGGUGAGGCAGAAGGACGGCAUUAAGAAGGAACCCAAAGCUGGUGUAUGAGUCACUUUUAAUUAAAAAACAACGGCAAUGAGGCAACGGUUACAAGAAUACACCAUGCAUGUUCACUACGGUCUUCUUCACAAAUGAAAUGUUUUGUCUUAACAUGAAAAAAAAACGUGUAACUGCAGAUGCAAUUCUAACUUGAAGUCAUGAUUUCAUUUGUUAAAAAUGUUUUUCUACUGAUGUUUUCUAAUUCUGUUUUGAUUAAAAUUGAACACUUAA
Messenger RNA from Anarrhichthys ocellatus (wolf-eel), 2722 nucleotides. RefSeq names its product solute carrier family 25 member 17-like (gene slc25a17l). The transcript has 9 exons. The record is from RefSeq and is a predicted model, not a curated record. Bases 272 to 1219 code for a protein of 315 amino acids. Gene Ontology annotation, biological process: transport. Gene Ontology annotation, cellular component: peroxisomal membrane. Lineage: Eukaryota; Metazoa; Chordata; Actinopteri; Perciformes; Anarhichadidae. Gene Ontology annotation, molecular function: FAD transmembrane transporter activity; ATP transmembrane transporter activity; coenzyme A transmembrane transporter activity.